ACCAACGGCGGCAUUACGACGAUCACCAAGCGCACUGGCGGGCUGAUCGUAGUGCCCUCUACCUCCCAGCGGCUUAUCGACAACUCAACUACCAACGUGCGUCUCAAGGAUAACCAAUCUCAUCAUCAUCACCACCAUCAUCCUAAGAACAAAAUGCAAAACCAAACAGGAAAAAGCUACGCUUCGCCGUACUGCGCAAGCGUGGAGCCAAUUUAUGCCGUCGUCAAUAAGGAAACUAAGCGAAAACAUGUCGCAUCCAAAAUGACCAGUGAUGCUGUAAAUAACAACCCGAGCGAUACAAAUACCGACCAGCGAGAUAUUAUACUGAAGGACUCGCCAGAAGACGACUACGCAACCCCUUCGUUUUUGCUGAGGCCUGUGCCUGACGAGAUAGUCGGGAAAAAUAGACGAUCGGAAAAAGAUGAUGCUUCAUUUACCAACAAUAGUGGAAGCGAUAAGGUCACAGCUAAAUGCAAGUAUAAUAAGCAACUUCUGAACUACAAGAAUAACUUCGAUAAAGCUGACUGUCAAGAUCAUGAUAUUUUUUCCGUCAUGGACGAAUAUAGCACGCAUCAAAACUCUACAAUUCUAGAACUCGAUAACAUACCGGCUAUCGUGAAAGUACCAAUAGCCAGCUUCGAGCAAGAUCUAGAAGAAGAAUGGUGCACUAAAACAUCCAUGUUAAUUCAGGACGAAAAGGAAUGGUCCUGUCGUAAAUGUACACUCGUGAAUUCUAGCACAGUAUUGGCGUGUGCAGCCUGCGGUGGUUCAAAGCUCCGCAGUAUAUGUAACGUCGAGGAAAUGACGCUGAAAAAGGGCGAGUUUUGGACUUGUGCCAAGUGCACGCUCAAAAAUUCAAUCCUACAGCCAGAUUGUAGCGCUUGUAAAUCACUUCGCCCGACUUUAAAGGCUGUGGCCAUCGCGAACGAAUCUCUGGAGCUGUCUCAACUAGCCACGAACCGGCUCAUAUUGGGUCAGUGCGAUGAACCUUCAAAUAGUCGCUCCAGCUCAGCGCCGGGCGUCCCAGCAGGGGAAUCUGGAGCAAUUCCAAAGCACCAACUACCAGCCGCGCUCUGCCAACCGACGGUAAAAGUAGCUAACCCACUACAAGUGGUCACCAUCCCCAAACGUACCUGGCAAUGUCCUGCGUGUACGUACGAAAAUUCACUCGCCUGUGUGGUCUGCGAUAUCUGCUCGAGUCAUCGACACAUUGACACCUGCGGUCUCGUUCUUUGGCAACAGCAGCAACAACGUCAGCGAAGCGACCGAUUGGCGGACAACCAGCGCCAGCUAGACGAUAUCGAUGCACUGAACCGCUGGCGCAGUAUCAUUGAGUAUUGUCUCGAGAACGGACAGGCGUUUGUAGAUGACUCGUUUCCACCUGCUACGAAAAGUCUUUACUAUCAGCCGACGUCGAACGUUGACAGUAAUCCAGUCGCGCAGUGGCGACGACCACAUGAAAUCAUAUGCGAAGGUGGCAGCAGUCAAGGGUCGUUGAUGCCUAUGUGGGCCGUUUUUCGCACACCGCUACCAUCGGACAUCUGUCAGGGCGUACUGGGCAACUGUUGGCUGCUGAGUGCACUAGCAGUGCUGGCCGAGCGCGAAGAUCUAGUUCGCGAGGUGCUGUUAACUAAGGAGAUCUGCCCACAGGGUGCCUAUCAGGUUAAACUGUGCAAGGAUGGUCGCUGGACGACCGUGCUAGUGGACGAUUUGCUUCCUUGCGACAAACGUGGUCAUCUUGUGUACUCGCAGGCGAAGCGAAAACAGUUGUGGGUGCCACUGAUCGAGAAAGCUGUAGCGAAGCUACACGGUUGCUACGAAGCGCUCGUAUCUGGUCGAGCAAUCGAGGGACUAGCCACUCUGACGGGGGCACCGUGCGAAAGCAUUCCAUUGCAGGCCAGUUCUUUGCCACUGCCUAGUGAAGACGAUCUCGAUCGCGAUCUAAUAUGGGCACAGUUGCUAAGCUCACGGUUGGUUAAGUUUUUGAUGGGUGCCAGUUGUGGUGGUGGCAAUAUGAAAGUUGACGAAGAUGAAUACCAGCGGAAAGGCUUGCGGCCCCGUCAUGCCUAUUCGGUGUUAGACGUGCGUGACAUUCAAGGACAUAGACUGUUGAAGCUGCGCAAUCCAUGGGGACACUUUUCGUGGCAAGGUGAUUGGUCAGACGAUUCUGAGCUAUGGACUGACGAAUUACGGGACAGUCUGAUGCCCCACGGUGGUUCGGAAGGAGUUUUUUGGAUAUCAUUUGAGGAUGUGUUAAGAUACUUUGAUUGUAUCGACAUAUGCAAGGUGCGGUCGGAGUGGAAUGAAGUACGUUUGUUUGGCACUUUGCAACCUUUAAGAGCUUUAUCAUGUGUACUAAUCACGGUUUUAGAGCCGACAGAAGCCGAGUUCACCCUAUUUCAAGAGGGCCAACGAAAUUCGGAAAAAUCCCAGCGCUCACAGCUGGAUCUUUGCGUUGUGCUAUUCCGCACUAGAAAUCCAGCUAAUCCGGAAGUUGGUCGGCUUGUAGAACAUAGCAAGAGACAGGUUCGGGGCUUUGUCGGCUGCCACAAAAUGCUGGAAACUGACCUGUACAUGCUGGUCUGUCUCGCUUUCAAUCAUUGGCACACGGGAAUUGAUGAUUUCAUGCAGUAUCCACAAUGCGUACUGGCGAUACACAGCUCGAAGCGGCUGUUAGUAGAGCAAAUUACACCGCCUCCGUUUCUACUAGCCGAUGCCAUUAUCAAUCUAACGUUGGCUAAGGGUCAGCGUCACGAAGGACGCGAAGGCAUGACUGCGUACUACUUGACCAAGGGCUGGGCCGGCCUGGUGGUCAUGGUUGAGAAUCGGCAUGAAAACAAAUGGAUACACGUGAAAUGCGAUUGCCAGGAGAGUUACAAUGUUGUUUCGACGAGGGGUGAGCUCAAAACAGUCGAUUCCGUACCACCUCUACAGCGCCAGGUAAUCAUAGUGCUUACACAAUUGGAGGGUAGCGGUGGGUUCAGCAUAGCGCAUCGCUUAACGCAUCGGUUAGCUAACUCCGGUGGCUUGCACGACUGGGGACCACCGUCUUCCACACAUUAUCCUCCUAUUGAAAGCGUUUCUGAGCUGCACUCGCCUCGAAUGAUAACCUAGAAUCUGAUGUCAUCAAAUAGCGGGAAAACUGCGGAUAAAC
Anopheles bellator is the source of this 3154-nucleotide messenger RNA. Its product is annotated as calpain-D-like. Gene Ontology annotation, biological process: proteolysis. Gene Ontology annotation, cellular component: cytoplasm. NCBI's taxonomy places the organism in Eukaryota, Metazoa, Arthropoda, Insecta, Diptera, Culicidae. Gene Ontology annotation, molecular function: calcium-dependent cysteine-type endopeptidase activity. The record is from RefSeq and is a predicted model, not a curated record.